Messenger RNA from Amoebophrya sp. A25, 184 nucleotides. The record is from the annotation of a GenBank genome assembly. NCBI's taxonomy places the organism in Eukaryota, Dinophyceae, Syndiniales, Amoebophryaceae.
CUUAGCCACACGCUACCACCCAGGAGGAAACAAGCGUGGUGGUAGAUGGGGAUCGCAGCUGCAGCAGCAGCAAGGUAUUGGAAACACGAGCAACACUUCAAGCUUCACGACAAGCACAACAGGAUCGUCUUCCUGCAGCCAAAUGAAUGCCGCAAAUACACUAGUCGUGACAAGAGAACGAGGC